AUGCCCAGAGAAAGCGAAGCAAACCUGCCCCCUACCAACGAGGGCUACGGUACCCAAGAAUACUGGGAGAAACGAUAUGCCGCCGAAGACGACGGCCGCACCUUCGACUGGUUCCUCUCCCCCACCUAUCUCAUCCCCUUCUUCACCCAACUCACCUCCAACAUCCCCUCCGCCGGCAAAGACGGCAAAGACGCCCGGAUAUUGAUGCUGGGCUGUGGAAACUCGGCGUUGGGGGAGGUGCUUUAUGAUCAUGGGUGGAAGAAUGUUGUUAAUAUUGAUUACUCCAAAACUGUCAUCGACCAAAUGCGCGAACGACACUCGGAAGCUCGACCCGAGAUGACGUGGCUCGAGAUGGAUAUCCUCAAUCUGCAAUUCGCCGAUGACGAGUUUGAUCUCGUAGUUGACAAAGGUACUAUGGAUGCUAUGCUCACGACGAAGGGUGACCCUUGGAAUCCAUCCGAGAAAGACGUCAAGACGUGUACACAAGAAGUCACCGAGGCUAUCAGAGUUCUAAGGAAGAGAGAGGGUUCCAAGUUUGCCUACUUCACCUUCGGUCAACCACACUUCCGAAAACGAUACAUGCAAGAUCGCCCCGGCUUUACGCUCACUUACCGCGAGAUCGGGCCGCCGGAAGGGUUUGCAUAUUUUUUCUAUACACUUGCAUACACGGGUUAA
Messenger RNA from Cryptococcus wingfieldii CBS 7118, 675 nucleotides. RefSeq lists its product as hypothetical. NCBI's taxonomy places the organism in Eukaryota, Fungi, Basidiomycota, Tremellomycetes, Tremellales, Cryptococcaceae. The transcript is spliced from 10 exons. The coding region runs from base 1 to 675 and encodes 224 amino acids. The record is from RefSeq and is a predicted model, not a curated record.